AUAGUCCUUACGCAGGGCUGCGAUUGAAGGAUUCUCAUACAUAGCCCUAGAUCGCUGAGCUAGCAAUGAUUGACAGACGAUCGGUCCCAGAAAAAUCAGGCACAGAUAUCGAUUUCCAGCACGCCAUCUGACUGUCUAUGUACUGGACUCAAAGUGGACUGUUACACGCCGAAAGGGGUAUCAUCCUCCCCAGGUCCACGAACUAAGCAAUACUCGAAACGAAAUCAUGACAAUUAGAAUACCCUCCAAGAAUGCCGCUCGGCGGGUUAUUUCAUCAUUGUCAGAGCGUGAUUUGUCUAAUCACUUGCCAUUGAAGUGGCCUUCUCUCAAUGACAUCGAUUUUCGAUUCCAGAAAGCCUCGGCCUAUGACGCUUUCCUUACGAAAACCAAUAUAAAUGUGACACACUCUCAGACAUAAAAGGCAUAAUCAUAGAAUAUUUCACGAGCAUCUCGUCUCCAUCUAAGCUUCCACGGAUACCCAUGUCUUUCUCAAUGAUCCAAGCCCCUCUAUCGCCUCCCCUUGGGCAUAUGCUCACUCUACCCUUCUCCCAGGUCCGGAGUCCACCCAAGCCAACGCAGGCGACAAGAGAAUACGAGCAAGCCUCGUCUCUAAAAACGAGCGACAGCAAGCAAACGCAUUGCCUGCCCAGUAGCCAUGAGUCGAUGCAGAAAGAACAGUCUGACUCUAGGUCCGUCGCCGACCUGGUAGCUGCGCGGGCUCGGUGCCAACGUGCAUGUCGCCGUUUCAAUAAUGCGGGCGAAGUCUCUCGACGGCAAAUGCUGGAGCUCUGGAAAGACAUCCUGAACGACCAGACCUCUCUCCCUCCACCUCAAGAGGACCCCCUGGACGAUGACAUCCAGCUAGAACAUUACCCUUGGAUUGAACCUCCAUUUCGAACCGACUAUGGACACAAUUUGAAAGUGGGCGAGGGCGCCUUUAUCAACUUCGAUGCAGUCAUCAUUGACACCAGUCCAAUAACCAUCGGGGCGCGCACGUUGAUUGGCCCUCGGGCCAGUCUGUACAGCGGCACGCAUCCGUUAGACCCAGUUGAGCGGAAUGGCUUCAAGGGUCCUCAGAUCGGAAAAGAAAUCCACAUUGGAGAGGACUGCUGGCUAGCAGGCAACGUGACGGUAUUGCCUGGAGUGACUAUAGGGAAGGGGUCAGUUAUUGGAGCUGGCAGUGUGGUCAACAAGGUGAGUUCUUGCAGGGAUUAAUGAGAUUGAAGAGGCCGAACAAUGCUGACGCAAGCUGAUCGUAGGAUGUGCCUGCUUUUCACUUGGCUGUCGGCAAUCCAGCGAGAGUAAUUCGCAAAAUUGAGACCGCCAUGAGCGAGUGAACCUGCUUCACAUUGUGAUUGUUUCCAGACUGUAAAUUGUUAUUAG
This is a messenger RNA of Aspergillus japonicus CBS 114.51, 1383 nucleotides long. Its product is annotated as sugar O-acetyltransferase. Bases 481 to 1215 code for a protein of 244 amino acids. The record is from RefSeq and is a predicted model, not a curated record. The transcript is spliced from 2 exons. Gene Ontology annotation, molecular function: acetyltransferase activity. Lineage: Eukaryota; Fungi; Ascomycota; Eurotiomycetes; Eurotiales; Aspergillaceae.